Paramisgurnus dabryanus is the source of this 2371-nucleotide messenger RNA. Its product is annotated as probable G-protein coupled receptor 21. Lineage: Eukaryota; Metazoa; Chordata; Actinopteri; Cypriniformes; Cobitidae. Gene Ontology annotation, biological process: G protein-coupled receptor signaling pathway. Gene Ontology annotation, molecular function: G protein-coupled receptor activity. The record is from RefSeq and is a predicted model, not a curated record. Gene Ontology annotation, cellular component: membrane.
GCUGAAAUUGCGAUGGAGAGAAAGGCAAGUGCAAGCAGAGAGCAACAUGGGGUUUAUAUAUGAAAGGAAAUUAAGUGUUUGUUUAGUUGAGGAAGCCUGUAAAAAUGCAAAUCAUUUUUCUGAGCGACGAGACGAGUGUAUGGAUUGUACGGUAAGUAGAAGGGGAUGCCUCACUCUCCCCAUGCUUCUACAUUCCCUCACUGGCUCAAGUCGAGGAUGGGAGGAGUUUGACUGCUCCUGCUGCAGCAGAGGGAAGGAGGGAGGGAACACAGAUGCAUCAGUGCCACAGACGAGAGAGGGAGAGAGAGAGAGGCUGCUUUCUGCAUCACACCACUCUAUUCCUCAUUUACAUUCCAGACGGUAGCUCCUCUCUGGAGAGCUCCCUUCUCUGUUUGAAAUGCCAAUCACCACUGGCUGUUCCUUUAUCCUCGAUCAUGCACACUUCCUCAGUGCUGAUGUGAGGGAGGCGAGAACCCGGCACGUGCUGAGGAGAUUCCCUACUUUUUGUCCGACCGACGAAUGAAGUUGCCGCAAAGAUAUCAGAGUCUGGAAUUUGACCUCUCGGAAAUGUAUAGGAAUAAUCAACUUGACUGAUAUUUUGAGGAUUCUCCCCUGCUGUGAUUAUUCGGGACUACUAACUGUUACUCCGCACUGGGACUCCAUUUCCUUUUCUUUUUCCAUGUGCCGCCAACUGCCUGCCCUUCUCAGACACUGCUUUGCAUCUCCCCAGCAAGGUGAGACUGAUAGAGGAGGAGGUGAGUGUACGUCCUGUAGUACUGACGCUUCAUCCAGAGUUUAAGCUUGACCCACUACCUGCUCCCACAGGAGUCACUGUGUGAUCCAGUGUGUUGUUACACUCAGUAAGUGACUCUCCGCAGGAUACCGUCGUCGCAUGUGUGCGAUUUAUUUAAAGGAUUUUUCUGGACCAGCGGCUCAUGUUGCUGCUGAUAUGGCAGGCACCCGGCAUGGGCACAUCCCUCGUAUCUGUUGGGGCAGCUGUGUUUGCUGAGCUAGGCCCUCAAGGAACUAGCACCCUAUUUGUGCACCCAAGCGCACCCUGAACAAAAUGAACGGAACUGAGCUAAACCAAAGCACAGAACCUUUUUGCCUUCUGAACAUUGGCUACUCCGAGAUCUUUAACACCUGCCUGCUGGAAGUAACUGUUAUUCUUUUAUUGACAGUGCUCAUCAUUUCUGGGAACCUGGUGGUUAUUUUUGUGUUCCAUUGUGCCCCUCUGCUCAGCCACCAUACUACUAGCUCCUUUAUCCAGACGAUGGCGUAUGCAGACUUGUUGGUCGGAGUCAGCUGUCUCAUUCCAUCAUUGUCCCUCCUGUACCACCUGGAGGGUUUGAACGAGGAACUCACCUGCAAGGUCUUCAGCUACAUGGUCUGCGUUUUGAAGAGCGUCUCCAUGGCCUCAUUGGCAUGCGUUAGCGUCGACCGUUACGUCGCCAUCACACGACCUCUUUCCUACACAGCUCUGGUCACACCUUGCCGACUCCGCACCUGUAUUACCCUGAUUUGGGUAUAUUCUGCGCUUAUCUUUCUGCCGUCUUUUUUUGAUUGGGGCAAACCGGGAUAUCAUGGUGAUGUAUUCAAGUGGUGCUCCUCCUGGACCACUCAACCCAUGUUUACCGCCUUUAUUGUCGCAGCCCUGUACGCACCUGCUGCGUUUACAGUUUGUUUCACAUACGCUCAUAUUUUUCGCAUCUGUCGGCAACACACUCGGCAAAUCAGUGAGCGGAGAGCUCGCUUUGGUCCGCAUGAGCCUGAGACGGGUGAGCAAGCCUGUACGGACAGACGCUACGCUACCGUUCUCUUCCGCAUCACCAGUGUGUUCUAUUUGCUUUGGCUCCCCUACAUCAUCUACUUUUUAUUGGAGAGUGCUGGGAUAUACCACCAUGCCAUCGCCUCGUUCCUGACCACAUGGCUGGCCAUAAGCAAUAGUUUUUGCAACUGCCUUAUCUACAGCCUGUCCAACAGAGCCUUCCGCAAGGGCCUCAAGCGACUUUGCCUACUUUGUCUGCAACGUAAAGACACCAAGAAGCCCAUUGGAGAUCCACAGGCCCCUCAACGACCUGCCUGCCAUGUGUAGUUCCUUCUGUUGGCUAGUGAUUUAGCAUUAAGGGCAAGUGUUUUGUCAAGUUAAAAUGGAUACUAUAGAUUGGUAUCGGCAUCCGUGCGCCGUCCCAGUUUGUCAGGGCGUUUUGAAUGAGGCAACACCUUAAAGGUUGGUUUGCCUGUACGUAUAGUUGCAGGAUAAGACUAGAGGGAGAAGCCGACCCCUGACCUUGGUAACUGGAGAUGAAGCAGACGGUUUUGUGAAAGUGGGUGGCUCUCAUUGUUACAGAUAUUGGGUGUUUAGAGGGAA